AUGAUAGUCACUGAAAUCAUCCAGUAUUUCAGCUACCGUUUCUCUAUUGAAACUACCAGUCGCAUUAAUGUAAUUUUAGAGGGUUUGCACCGAAACGUGGCAGAGGUUGGAUCCAAGUCAGUGCUAUUUGUGUGUCUUGGUAACAUUCGCCAGUCACCCAUUUCAGAAGCAGUGUUCAGAAAAUUGCUAACUAAUAAAAAGGUUUCAGAUAAUUCUGCCAUGGACUGCAGUGCUGUUUCCGAAUGGAACGUGGGCCGGGUCCCAGAUCAUAGAGCCAUCAGCUGCCUAAGGAAUCAUGGCAUUAGCAUAGUCCGUAAGGCAAGACAGAUUACAAGAGAAGAUUUUGCCACAUUCGAUUAUAUACUAUGUAUGGAUGAAAGCAAUCUGAGAGAUCCAAAUAGAAAAAGCAAUCAAGUUAAAAACUGCAAAGAUGAAGUUGAGCUACUUUGGAGCUAUGAUGCACAGAAACAUCUCAUUAUUGAAGAUACCUAUUAUGGCAAUGACUCGGGCUUCGAGGUGGUGUACCAGUUAUGCCUCAGGUGCUGCAAGGCUUUCCUGGAGAAGACUUACUAG
Molecule: messenger RNA, 573 nt
Organism: Mastomys coucha (southern multimammate mouse)
Lineage: Eukaryota; Metazoa; Chordata; Mammalia; Rodentia; Muridae
Product: low molecular weight phosphotyrosine protein phosphatase-like
Exons: 3
Coding region: 1-573 (190 amino acids)
Biological process (GO): protein dephosphorylation
Cellular component (GO): cytoplasm
Molecular function (GO): acid phosphatase activity; non-membrane spanning protein tyrosine phosphatase activity
Source: RefSeq, a predicted model, not a curated record